AUGGCGACGCCACGGGAGAAAGAAGCUGCCGCCUAUCUCGAAAAACAUAAAAUUCCUGAGCUUAUGGAUAAUUUAACAAGUUUGCUCUUUUUCCAUAGACCAGAAAAUCCACGUGAGUUUCUGAUCACGCAGCUUGAGAUGCUGAGAACGUCCAAACUGCAACAAGUGGACUGUCCCUGUCUUUUCAACGAAUCCAAUUUAGACGCCGUUUUCGGGAUACUGGAUCCAGUUAAUCAAGGAUACAUCAGUCUGGGUCAGUACAAGGAGGCACUUAUCACUUUGGGAAUCAAGGAUUUCGAUGAGUGUCCCGAAGGUGCAGAGUCUAACCGAAUAUCUAAGGACACGUUUAAGAAGCAUGCGAAGGACGGGCUGCUGAAGAGCUCGGCGACAUUUUAA
This is a messenger RNA of Megalops cyprinoides (Indo-Pacific tarpon), 396 nucleotides long. RefSeq names its product EF-hand calcium-binding domain-containing protein 10 (gene efcab10). The record is from RefSeq and is a predicted model, not a curated record. NCBI's taxonomy places the organism in Eukaryota, Metazoa, Chordata, Actinopteri, Elopiformes, Megalopidae. Bases 1 to 396 code for a protein of 131 amino acids. The transcript has 4 exons.